AUGUUGCUAUUUCAAAUCUUUGGAUGUCCGUGGUUUUUAAUUAGCGUCCUUGUGCCAUGUUAUUGCAGCUUACAAUCGGGCUUCUCUCAACUCCAGCGAGGACACAGACUAGACAGGAAACUGAUUCAAUCCUUCCAAGGACUCAGUUUCUUGGACUGUGUGAUAGAAUGUCUAGUAACACCACGGUGUAAAUCUGUCAACUAUUGCAAAGGGGCUAAUUUCUGUGAAAUUAACUACGAAAAUAAGACGACAGCAGAUAAUAAAUACAUGGAUAAUGCUGGAUUUGUGUACAGUGAAAAGGAGCACUGGCCUAAGGAGCUGGCUGGAGCUUGUUCGAACUCAACCUGUGAAAUCAACCAGACAUGUAAACACAAAAGAUAUUCCGAGGAUAAAUUCUUUGAAUGUGUUCUGUCAGAUUGUGGAAUACCCGAUCAAAAAGGAAUAAAUUUGAGUUCAAUAAAACGUGAGGACGCCAUUGGUCUACACAGGAGGAUACACGCCUCGUGUGCUGACGGAUACUCCCAGUCUGGUUCAGGACGGCUGAACUGUCAGUCAAACGGAGAGUGGAAAUACAACAUUGUCUGUGAAGAUGUUGAUGAGUGCCAGAAAGACCCUUGCCUCAAUGGAGCCGAGUGCACAAACACACCCGGCUCAUUCAACUGUACAUGUGACGCCGGAUGGACGGGGAUAGUUUGUAAUAAAGAUGUUGAUGAGUGCCAGAAAGUACCUUGCCUCAAUGGAGCCAAUUGCAUAAACACACCCGGCUCAUUCACCUGUACAUGUAACGCAGGAUGGACGGGGAAAGUUUGUAAUGACGAUAUAAAUGAAUGUCUGGAUAAUCCAUGUCAAAACGGAGGAAAAUGCAGUAACAACAAUGGAUCUUUCGAGUGUACAUGCGCAGGUGGAUUCACAGGGGUACUCUGUAAUGAAGUUCUGCCGAAUAUCGCAUUUCGUAAACCUGCCGAACAGUCAUCAACGAAAUUUCACUAUAACGCCUCGCGUGCAGUGGAUGGCAUUAGAGAAACAAACUUUCUUUUACACUCGUGUACAAACACAGAUGAUGGCGACAAAAAUCCUUGGUGGAGGGUGGAUCUACAGGCUGUGUAUUCCAUCACAUCUGUCAGAAUACUCAACAGAGGAUUAGAUCGAUACGGAGAUGUGUCAGAACUACUGCGAGAUGUUACCGUUACUGUUGGGCUGACAGAAUCAAAUGUGAACACUCCCUGUGGUUUCUUUGCUGGUCCCGGUACUGCGUCACAGCUGGUCGUCAUCGAUUGUCCGACUUCAAUACAGGGGAGAUUCGUAAAGAUCUCCAAGACAACAGAGGCCCUCACUCUUUGUGAGGUUGACGUGUUUGGCGUUCCCGUCUAAUCAUCAAAUUAUUUGGUGUCAUAGAUGAAAAGUUACCGUAUAAAAAUACAUGCAUCUGUUUGAUUAUUCCAGAUAAUUUAUUAUGUAUUCCCUUUUUUCUAAUUCAGCUGAACGAGUCUUACUUAUGCCUUCAGUCAGUUCAAGCAUGCAUGAAUCUCUGACAACAUAUACCACAGCAUACAAUGUGACAUAGCACUGGAAUCUUAUACCUAUGC
Messenger RNA from Magallana angulata, 1586 nucleotides. Its product is annotated as neurogenic locus notch homolog protein 1-like. Gene Ontology annotation, molecular function: calcium ion binding. The transcript has 8 exons. Lineage: Eukaryota; Metazoa; Mollusca; Bivalvia; Ostreida; Ostreidae. The coding region runs from base 1 to 1371 and encodes 456 amino acids. The record is from RefSeq and is a predicted model, not a curated record.